This is a messenger RNA of Paramecium pentaurelia, 733 nucleotides long. The record is from the annotation of a GenBank genome assembly. NCBI's taxonomy places the organism in Eukaryota, Ciliophora, Oligohymenophorea, Peniculida, Parameciidae.
AUGCAAAAAUCUUAACUGAUUAGAGUAUUGAGUGAUUCGAAUAAAUCCUUAAAUCCUUUCUCUAUGUCUAGAUAAUUAAGUCAAGAAACACCAACAAAUUAAGGAAAUACUAGUUAAUAUUAAACAACUGACAAAGAAAUUGUUCGUUUGACUAGAUUAGUUGGUUCAUUAAAAAAAGAAAAUGAAUCAUUAUAAAUCAAAAUAAAGUAAUUGGAAGAGAUAGAUUAUAAAACUAAAAUUUGUGCUUUAGAAUAAAAAAAUAAAUAGUUAGAAUCUUAAAUAGAAACUUUUAAAAAAUUACCUAUAGAUUAAAUAAAAACAUUAAUAGAAGAUAAUGAAAGAUUAACAAGUAUUGUUGAGAAUUAAUCAAAUAAAAUUAAAUCACUAUUAACUUAAAUUGAUGAUUUAAAAGAUUCUUCAUUUCAUAAUGAAGGAAAAAAUGAAAUUAUUAUUUCAAUGAUAUAAGUAAAUUAUCCUAUAUAUAAUAAAGGAACUUGAAAAUUAGAAAUUAUAUGUUCAAGAUGAAUACAAGAGAUAUUAAAUAAUGAAUAAAGAAAAAUAAACUCUUUAUAUUGAAUUAUAAAUGGCAAAACAAUAAAUUAAGGAUCUUAAUCAAACAAUUGAGAAAAUUAAAAUGAUUAAUUUAGAGAGUAGUGAACCAUGUGAUAUACUUCAUUAGGAUUAUUUGAAAAGUCAUGAAGCAGUAUUAAAUUUCGUUAAAAAUUAAUAUUGA